This is a messenger RNA of Sclerotinia trifoliorum, 4186 nucleotides long. The record is from the annotation of a GenBank genome assembly. Lineage: Eukaryota; Fungi; Ascomycota; Leotiomycetes; Helotiales; Sclerotiniaceae.
UCAUGUUCAAGAAGAUGCAGAUUUCAUCCACAUGGAUAGCCUGGACAAUACUUUCAAUUGCUGGCCAUACUCAGUAUUUCGCAAAGACCAAAUCAAUAUGAACAAGGCCAUGACUUAAUCUAGUUCGUUCAAUUAUUCAUCACAUGUCAAUUAGUCAUACUUCAGGUUCCUUGCCCUUUAGGUCAUAGGCCGAUCUUUGUUUUACCCCUGAUCCAAGCUUUAGCCACAGCAGAUCUAGUCAAGACAACCAUGCUACACGAUCGCAUCGCGCAUCAUGUUUGGUUUUCCAAAAGCAGACUGUUGCGAAGAUGGACGUGACUAGUGGAGAAUUAUUAGUGAAAUUCAUUCAUCAUAAGUGCACAACAAUCCUCAACCAACUUUUCCUUUAAUACGAGAUGGACAUCGCUUGAUUUCCAUAUCUUUUCGCAGACGAUUUUUUCUUUGCUUGUGCUUUUGCCGGGAAGUUAUGGUGACUGGACCUUUACUACAUUUAUUUAAUCAUGGGUUAUGUUGAACAUAUACCACAGCAGCGCGUCUGGACGCGAAAUCUUUUCGUAAUUUUUGCUUCUAUAUUACUUUUCUUUAAUACUAUAUUAUUAUUACCAUGGGGAAUAUACCAUGUUCAGUCAUUUCUACAUACCGAUAACCACCCUAUCUCACAGUUUUCUUCCACCAUUGCUUCUCUCGAAGCUGUAGAUAUUGGACAAUUGCAGGCAGGGGGAGACAUUGCAACAGUUCUCAAGACAGCAGCUGAUAUCUUGGGCUCUGUAAGCGCUCAACAUCACCUUGCUUCCCUACAGGCACUCAGCAAUGAUUUGCAUAAGUUAGCUGGGGAUACACAGCAAGCACGCAGUGGAAGCAGUGGAAGCAAUUUGCGAUCUAGAGGAGUUUUUGAGGAUUUUGCUUCGGCUUUCACAGGUGGAGCAGGAAAAAAAGGUAAGGCAGCAGGUGCUGGUGGGGCCACGGGAGGAGGUGGAUUCACGGGAAUUAUUGAGUCGCUUGGAGAGAAAGUUCUUGGUAUUACUGCCGAUUCGCUGGCCACGCCGGCGCAGUUUCUUGGUGAUGGUGUCGGAAGGGGUGUUACCAGUGGUCUCAAGAUCAACAAUGGAGUUAAACAGACUUCGACUCAAAAGCCAUCUGGCAUAAACGCUAUUGCCGACAAUCUUGGAUUUGGGUAAGCAAACUCUCGACCAAAAUAUGUGAACGUCGUCACAUUUCAUGGUCUCUUUUACUGACUUUGGUGUUACAGCGUUUCCAAUGCUCUUGCAGGAAGUCUAGACACUUCAUCAUUUACUCAGGGUGCAGGAGCAGCUUCUGCCGCUCUCGGAACAGGUCUAGGAGGAGGAACGGCCAGUGGUUUGGGGCUCAACAAAUCAGCCGUCGCUGCUCCAAAUGGAACUGGUAUUCCUUUGAUUAUUGGUAACCUCGGAAGUGGCCUUACUCAAUCUCUUUUCUCAAACAUUGAUAUGUCGAAAAUAAUGGGUAAUUUACCCACUGGCAUGCUACAAUCUGCUGUUAUUAAUGCUGGAAAAGGUAUGUUUGUCUCUAUCAUAUGGUAAAUUGAUGCUAAUAGUAUUACAGGUUUGGGAGAGGGUGCUGCACAAGGUCUUAAUUUACCUAUGAACGCAGCAACUACCAUGAAAAUGGAGAUGAAAAGGGCUGCUGAAGCUGCUGCCGCAAAAACUAAUACCACAGGCUCCGGGCUCAAUAUUGACAUGGUUGCAUAUGGGUUCACCAAGUCACUGUCAAGUUCAUUCCUUGGCGCAGUAGAUGUUCAAAAAUUAGCAUCACAAGCCAUGUCCGGAUCCAAUCUUACCAGUAUGGUUGGCCCUGUCCUUGUUGGAGCCGGCUCCGGAUUGGGUGCUGGUGCUGCACAAGGACUUGGUCUCUCAAAUGCAGCCGUUGCUCCCACCACUGGAGCCGAUACUGCAGGUCCAGAAGUGGCGCAUAACUUUGCCUACACACUUACCACCACUUUCCUCGCUAAUGGAACUCUGCAAAGCUUACAGACCAAACUCAUGAGUAUCAUGUCCAUGACCAAUAUUUCUGGUAUGCUAGGCCCGGCAGCUCUGGGAGCUGGAAGUGGUAUUGGACAGGGUGCUGCCGUGGGGCUUGGACUGCAAGAUCCUCCAACCGCGCAGAGUUCAAUGGAUGGAGGUAUCGCUAUGACCGCAAGAGAUUUCUCAUAUGGUCUCACAAGUAACUUCCUUGCAAAUGGCACGGUUGCGCGUCUUCAGGCUAAAGCAACAUCUCUUCUAGGUGGAGGUUUAAACUCCUCCGCCGGAGGAUUAAUGUCAACCUUGCAAGGUGUAUCUGUUUCCAAGGCAGCCGAAGGACUCGCAAGAGGUCUUGUUGAUGGUGCCGGUCAAAGUAUUUCCACCAUGGGAGGUUUCCAAGCAAUUCUCAAUGGAGCCAAUUCAACCCAAGCUAUGAUGCAAGCAGCAACACCGAUUUUCAAAACGAAUGAUUUCAAUGAUACGACAGGAGGAGUGGCAACUUCUUUUGGUCAGGGUUUGGGUGGUCAGGGUGUUGCUUUGAUUGCACAAAUGUUGGGGAUGAGUAUGUCCAUGCCUGGAAAAGUAUCAGAAGCCCCAGCACCAAUAUCCUCCCCAGAUGCUCCAGCAGGCAACUUCUCCUCUCCAGCUAUGCGCGCACGCUCCUAUAGACCCUCCUCUAUUAUCCGCCGAACUGUACCUGUCGCACCCACACUCCCUAAACUCAAACUCGACAAAAGAGUGGAUGCCAACACUAACCUCAAUAUUUCCGAUAUCACGUCUGGACUCAUUAGUGGCGUAAACACAACAUCCCUUAAUACAGUUCUUCAAAAAGGUGUUGAUACUCUUACAUGUCAGGGUGUUGGGGGCCUUGUACAAAUCUUCUCAGGUUUAGUAGCUGGCGGGACUAUUCCCUCGACCUUCGCUUCCGGAGGAACUUCCAUCAUGUUACCUAAUACGGUUUUCACAAUCACGAACGAGGGUAACGAGUUUAAGGUUAAUCCCGCGACGAAGGAUAUUGAGGUUAAUGGGGUUCCGCUUACUAAGUUGGUGAUUUUAAUUGUGGCGCAUGGUACGGUUUUUUAUUUCUUCCUCCGUCUUCUCUUCAUUCUCACCCAUAAUGUAUAAACAAAUUUACUAACCCCCAACACAGCUCUCCUAUUAGUCCUCGUCUACUUCAUCGCCAUCCCCUUCGCACUCCUCCUCUCCUCCGGCAACGAAAUAGCAACCAUGCUCGGACGUCCCCACAUCUGGGCCUCCGCCCCCAAAACCCGUUUCUACAUCUGGGUAUUCGCCGUUCUACCCCUCUCCCUUGGUGGACUCAUCUUCGGCAUUCUCCUCCUCGGAUCCGCUCCACACGGAAACACAUUCCACGGUAUCAUCGGCUUCAUCACUAUCGCUCUCACAUUCGUAGCUUUCAUUCUCGAAAUGAAAUUCAACGAGAGUAUCAAAGCGCUGCAAUUAAUGAGGGGUAUCGUACUUACUGCUCUGCUAGGAGGCGCGAAUGUGGCUUUCGUGACGGGUCUUGUUGAUAUUCAGAGAAUUAGUUUGUGUACGGUUGAGCUUCCUGAUAUGGUUUUGAUUGGGGCUGCGAUGAAUGUUACGAGUUCGUUUACGACGGGUACGACGGUCGUGACGGUUAAGAUGUUUAUUCAGAAGUGGAUGAAAAGGGAGAUGAUGGGGGUUCCUUCUGGGAGUGCGCAGAAUAUGGAUGCGAAAUUUGGGGGGGAUGUUGAGAAGAGCGGAUUUGAGGAUGAGAAGGUCGGAUUUAGAGAUCGUAUUAGGAAUUUGGCGGGGAAGAAUGAUGUGUAGAAUAUGGUUGAUGAGUUGUGUUUAGGAUGAGGCUUUGAAUGAAUGGGUGGUGGGUGUAGGAUAGAACGAAGGAUGAUGGAAGGUGAAGAGACGGGUGAAUGGCUCAGGCUGUAUGGACAGACUGACGGACGCAUAAAUGCGCAAGAUCGGAUACCCCUUGGAAUUCGACUGGUCGACUUCUGUACUAUCUUUUAUUAAUAUGUAGAUCUCAGAUCUUACUUCAUGUAUUAUUACCAAAUUGGUAGCUUCCCAGUUCCAAAUGAGAAUAUUUAUAAGGACCACUAUCCUUGAUUAACUCCUCUUGAUUCUCAUCUCUCUUCUAUUCUCUAUAUCUAAUCAAAUCCCUUCAAAUCUUUUAUCUCUGGUUCAUGGUUCAUGGU